AUGGGAGUCAAGCGAAGCCGAUCGCUUUCUUGUGCCUUAAUCGGCUCCGCUUCUGUCAACCCUGAUCCCACACUGGUAAGACAGCUUCAUUACUUAACUAUAACUGGUAAAGUCACGUUUAUAACAUCUAGCUGUCUUACAAAUACUUUUAAAUUUAUUUUCCAAAACCACAUUUACCCUGCCCUUCUUUUAUUUAUUCUCUAUAUGUUCCAUUCAAUGCAAUAUCAUGUAAAUAAAACACGUUCAGAUCACCCGAACCCACUCCAUCCCCCAACUCCCCAACUACCGACCAUUCUGGGCCAACUACCACUCCUACUGGAACAAACAGUACCCUCGGGGAGCGUUGAGUGAUUAUCGACCAAACCCACAAACAAGUUACUAUGCCCCAGAAAACCACACCCAAUGGUUUACUCCGCGGCCCUACUACACAGUGAACACUGACAGUUUCCUCGCCGCCAUCAGAAGGACCAACCCGGACAGGAACUAUGUGUAAGUCAAGGUCUCAAGGUUUUAUUUUUUGUUAACAUUUCACAUUUUUCUUAAGUUAUACAAUGUAAAGUUUGUGCGUCAAACCAAAAGUUUUAUUUUUUUGACAUUUUUUAACUUAUGAUUGUAUGGCAAAUAUUAUUUUUUCUUACUCUAGUCACAGCUAUGGUAAAACAUAACUAAAAACCAUAACUUUUAGUCACCGUACCAGCUACAGAGACGUGAAUUACACUCCCUUAAUCAGCAAAAGCUACUACUCAGCCCCACAAAGUUACUACUGGCCCGCCCGGUCCUACAACUAUGACUGUAAGUAUUUACAUAAAGAAUUAUUCUGACAACAAGGUUCUUCUCAAUAUAUUAUCUUAUUCCAACAGUAGUUUCUCCUUAAAUUAUAAUUAUAUAAAACAACUAACACAAAAAUGAAUAAAUUAUACACAUUAUAUUACGAAUGCCAUUCCAGUCGUGCACUAUUACUGA
Bursaphelenchus okinawaensis is the source of this 963-nucleotide messenger RNA. The record is from the annotation of a GenBank genome assembly. Lineage: Eukaryota; Metazoa; Nematoda; Chromadorea; Rhabditida; Aphelenchoididae.